This is a messenger RNA of Scatophagus argus, 2598 nucleotides long. RefSeq names its product chemokine (C-X-C motif) receptor 3, tandem duplicate 2 (gene cxcr3.2). The record is from RefSeq and is a predicted model, not a curated record. Gene Ontology annotation, cellular component: membrane. Lineage: Eukaryota; Metazoa; Chordata; Actinopteri; Scatophagidae. Gene Ontology annotation, molecular function: chemokine receptor activity. Gene Ontology annotation, biological process: chemotaxis; G protein-coupled receptor signaling pathway; immune response. The coding region runs from base 750 to 1880 and encodes 376 amino acids. The transcript is spliced from 2 exons.
CAUACAUACUCACUAUUUUCCACUUGGCAAAUAUUUUCAACUGGAUUUAAAAAUCACAGAAAUUAAAACCAUAAACUAACUUGAAGCAUGUUGUACUACAAUUUUUUUUUUCUUGAACAAUUUCAUGUUAAAGAUUUGUAAAAUUCAUGACAGAAUUCUCCCGCGGGUCUUCACCAGGUUACUACAACAUAGUCUGGGAAUAAUGCUUGUUGUCUCAACUUGAAAACACAAACAACUGAGUGGUAAUUCCUGCCAACCAAGCACUUUCACUUCCCCUACAUUUGUGGUGGAUUUGUUUUUUGGUUUUUUUUUUGGAGUUUCUACUUCUGGAAAGUUACAUUCCCAUGCAUUUUGUUUACUGAAAUUAAGAUAAAUAAAUUAUUUUAUACCCCAAAUAAAAGAUAACUUGGAUGUGCAGUACAUGCGGGUGCACAAUCCAGACAACAGAAAAUAGACUUUUCCAUACAGAGUACUCCAGUCACGCACUGUCUGACGUUUACGUUAUGUUUUAAAAAAAUAUGUCACAAUUUCCUGAACAGUCAUCUAUUCCUACUAUAUCUCUGCAUCUGUCUAAAAUCUGCAAGGAUUCAGUUCCUGAAAUUGUGACUUCUUCUUUCUGAUCCGCCUUCAUCUAGACAAGCUCUGCCAAGCUACUCUGUGAAAAAGGAUGUUUAACUAAUAUGGUUAUGAGUGUGUUCUCUUGAUUGCUGGUGGGUUUCAGGUGUUCUGCUGCCUCGUUUGCAACAAAUAUGAAUCAAGUGAUGCCUGUCACAGAAGAUUACUGGAGCUUCGACGACUAUGACAAUUACACCUUGCCCCCUGACACGGGCAGGAGUCAUGCAGUGCCAUGCAUGCAGGGGGACAUCUACAGUUUUGCCCAGAGGUUCUCUCCUGUUGUAUACAGCCUGGUGUUCCUCCUGGCUGUUGUGGGCAACGUGCUGGUGCUGUGUGUGAUCCGACGCUACCGAAACUCUCAGAGCAGAGGAGCCUGUGCCUUCUCCCUGACGGACACCUUCCUCCUUCACCUGGCCAUUUCUGACCUCCUGCUGGCCUUCACCCUCCCUCUUUUUGCAGUGCAGUGGGCUCACCAGUGGGUGUUCGGCUUGGCUCUUUGCAAGAUCUCCGGUGCCCUCUUCUCCCUGAACCGUUACAGUGGCAUCCUUUUCCUGGCCUGCAUCAGCUUUGACCGAUACCUGGCCAUUGUUCACGCCGUCAGCUCUGGCUGGAAGCGCAACACCUGUCAUGCCCAGAUUGCAUGCUCUCUCAUAUGGGUGGUCUGUCUGGGCCUGAGUGGGGUGGACAUUGCCUUUAAACAGGUAGUGGAGGUGAACAUGUUAAGCCAUAAGGAGGUCCAUUGCAGGGUAUGGUUCACUGAGAAUUCCACACAGUGGCAGGUGGCUCUGCUGCUGGUCAGUGCAAUUCUGGGUUUUGGCCUCCCCCUGCUCAUCAUGCUCUACUGCUACAUUCGUAUCUUCAGGUCUCUCUGCAAUGCCAGUCGCCGCCAGAAGCGCAAGUCUCUCCGCCUCAUCAUCUCCUUAGUGUCUGUGUUUGUCAUCUGCUGGGCACCAUACAGCUGCUUCCAGCUGGCAGAUAGUCUGCAGAGGCUGGGCGUAGUGAGCGGAGGUUGCCAGUUUGGCCGUGUGGUGGAUGUUGGGACUCUGAUCACUGAAAGUGUGGGCCUGACGCACUGCGCCCUGAACCCUCUGCUGUACGGAUUUGUGGGGGUGAAGUUCAGGAGGGAGCUGGUCAGGAUGUUUAAGGGACUUCUGGGAGAGAGAGGCUUGCUGGAGAUGGCAGGAUCGAGAAAGAGGAAGAAUAGAAAAUGUAAAGGAUCUUUCAGUUCAGAAAGCGAAAACACCUCUUAUUCUGUCAUGAUGUGAAAUUAUUUAGAGAGACGGGUGUAAAGAGUGAGAUAUGUGUGUGUGUGGUUGUGUGUGUGGGAGGUGGGGGUGGGGGUGGGGAGGUAGAAAGAAAGAACUAAAUGAAAGUAUAAGUUUAAAAACGUUCUCAGUGGGCAGAUUUCUGCACAUGGUGUGUUUCUUUCACUGGUGCUUUUCCGUCUGGUUGUUGGUAUAGUGCAGCUUAUAACUUGUUGUUUUGCAGUUGUUUCUGUUUUUUCAAGAGUACUGCUUUCAUGUCAUUAAAUGGGGAUGCGACAAGUAGUUAAACAGAGCACCAUUUCCCACAAGCUGACGCUGUCACGUAAGCUUUUUUUUUUUUUUUUUUUUGAAAUCGUGUUGAUUGUAGUGUCCGUAAGGUCAGAUCUUAUGAAACAUCUAGAUUUCUUCAUACUCCCAGGAGAGCUUGUUCAGCACUUAAAAUGUAGUCAGCAGAGUCCAUACUCAUGCAGUAAAACCAGUUUCAUCUUAUAAAACAAUGAAAAUGGUUGUAUACAUUGAAUACUUAUACAUGCUGAAUUUCUCAUUUUGCCUUUCUUUUUUUCAUGAUCCAUUUACAGCUGCACUGUGAAAGAGGAAAUGAAUAGUGUGACUCGUUUUGAAUUUUGCAAAACUAAAACUCUUUGUUGUGUACACAUUUUUUUUUUAUAUAAGAAAUAUUUUGGAAUAAAAAUACAGUAUCGUGUUCGUCAACAUCUCA